Molecule: messenger RNA, 239 nt
Organism: Dentiscutata heterogama
Lineage: Eukaryota; Fungi; Glomeromycota; Glomeromycetes; Diversisporales; Gigasporaceae
Source: the annotation of a GenBank genome assembly
GUGAUCAAAGGUGGAAAUGUAUAGUGACACCGUGUCUAGAAUUGAAAAAUGAAUAUAGUUACAAUACGUUACAUCUUAAACUAGUUGAUACACUUACACAAUUGCUAUCGCAAUUUCCGAAUGCAAAGACAUUUUCUAAACUUGAUGAUGAUGGACUUAUUCAUCCAUAUUUAUAUUAUGAUCUUGUAAACAAAUUUGAGUUAAAUAAUUAUGCAGGAAUACUAGCAAAUUAUAAUAUC